This is a messenger RNA of Volvox carteri f. nagariensis, 1262 nucleotides long. RefSeq lists its product as uncharacterized. NCBI's taxonomy places the organism in Eukaryota, Viridiplantae, Chlorophyta, Chlorophyceae, Chlamydomonadales, Volvocaceae. The coding region runs from base 49 to 921 and encodes 290 amino acids. The transcript is spliced from 7 exons. The record is from RefSeq and is a predicted model, not a curated record.
AAACUUUGUACGGCCGUAUGCUUCAUAAAUUGCUUAAACUUUCAGGAUAUGACAGGACUUGAUGCUUGUAAAACAAAUUUUAUGAAUGCAUCGAAUUACAAGGAAUGGCAGAGGUUUCAAGACUUCACCAGUGAGGGUCAGCCCGCUAAAAGGACUUGCCUCCACAUUACCAGCUGCCACCGCGGCGAUUAUGUUGAUGUCAUCACCUGUUUCGGCACGGACUUUAGUAUCGCAGCUCUGCUGAGUCCUCAAGAUCAAAAGUAUCUCGCCUGCUGGUCCCCCGACCCGCACGACCCCGCUGUGCGGCUCCUUUUUGAGGCAUUUGCACAAGCUCAAAUUACAUUUAGUGACGGACACUUCAUAAUCGGCAUCAUAAAGAACAGCACAAUUGAUUGCGGCUACCUCUGCUGCGACCACGCAAUCCUCCGUGUGGGUCCCCCCCUGCACCUGGACGGCGAAGGUGCGGGGCGGCUGCUGCCUUGUGCACCUCGGACUAGCUGCGUCUCCACCGCCAACUUCAUGUCCCCCUCCCAGUACCUGGCACCCUGGAGCUUCGACCCCUUGGAGCCGGCACAGGCCAAGAGGCUGCUAUUGGACGAGCUUCGCACACGGGGAGGAACCGUCGUACAGGAGGAUGAGGCCAAGGGCUACAUAGCCGCGUUGGUGCCGUACCAGUUAGCCCCAGGUCGUCAGGACGUUGACCUAUUGGAGUUCAAAUUUGCGACGGGCGGCGGGGCGGCGGUGGCGUUCAGGUCCGAGGCGCACAUCAACACGCCUCCCCCGCCCUUCUGUUGGACCCCCGGCUGCAUAUCGGGGCCGGGGAACCGGGCGCGGAUGGAGCAGCUGCGGAACAGCCUGGGCUGGAGCAGCAUGGAGACUGACGAGGACAAGAAGUGGGUGCAGAUACUGCUGCACGACUGAUGACGAGUACGUACACCAUGAAGGUGAUGGUAAUGAUAACGGAAAGGAGGACGAGGUUCGGUUUCUUUCUGGCGCUUGGCGGAAAACUAGUCUUUAGUGUUGUGUCCACACAUGAUAUUCCUUGUUGUAUCAGCAGCAGUCGAUUUUCAAGUUUCUUUGUUUUCAGGAUCUUCACUUGGGCGACAUUUAUAUAUCUAUAUGCGUGUUUGGGGGGGCCUUGCCGUGCCGGGUUGCGGCGCGGACCAAGGUCGUGUUGAGCUGUCAGGUUUAGGCGUCCAGGAAGGAGCGCACUUGUGCGCGUAAAAAGCAAAUAUGUAUAGAUAUGUAAGUAUACAUGUAUG